UCAGGGUUCCUCCCAAAGAAGGUUAACUCUACUCAUAUGUAGUGGAUCCUGUAUCAGUGAGGUUUGGAGCAAUCUUCCGACCAUUUAAAAUCACAUAAAGUAUCGUUCUAUUCCUCCAGACAAUCUAGGCAACCUCCGAUCUGAAUGUCUUCUGCCAAGGGCCCCUCGGUGCAGUGAUGCCCGUCAUGUUCAUGCCGCGAGCUCUUGGCUUCUGGACGUCACUUCUUUCAAACACCACGCAUAACACCAGUAAUCAGCACAAGAGCUGAGUUUGAAAGGACUGAGUGAGAAAAAGGACAAGGAUCACAUAAGUACACUUUGAUCAUGCCACAAGUUGCCAAUGGAAUCGCCGCACAGGAUGUGCAUACCACCAUCAAGUUGUUGAUCGACCAGCUGGUCAACAUUCAAGACACGACAGGAGAAUUUCUGUUGCGAUUAGACGAUGGCCGAGUGAUCGAUACGAAGGGCUGGAAUAGUUGGGAAUGGACUCAUGGAAUCGGGUUGUAUGGGCUCUGGAAUUAUCACACCCUCACUGGAUCGCCCGAGGCGCUCGCAAUCAUCGAAGCAUGGUUCGCAAGCCGUUUCGCUGAAGGCGGCACCACCAAAAACAUCAACACCAUGGCUUCGAUGCUCACGCUCGCUUACCUGUACGAGAAAACAGGAAGUCAACCCUGUCUUCCCUGGCUUGAGAGCUGGGAAGAUUGGGCCAUGUAUGAGCUUCCCAGGACCAAGUUUGGCGGGAUGUCGCACAUGACAUACGACAAUCUCAACGCGCAAGAGUUAUGGGAUGAUACUCUCAUGAUGACCGUCCUUCCGCUAGCGAAGAUCGGGAAACUCCUCAACAGACCUCACUACGUCGAGGAGGCGAAAAGACAGUUCCUCUUACAUAUCAAGUACUUGUUUGAUACCAAAACUGCACUGUUUUAUCAUGGCUGGACAUUCGAUGGAAACCAUAACUUUGCCUCUGCUUUGUGGGCGAGGGGUAAUUCCUGGUUGACGAUCGUCAUCCCCGAAUUCCUCGAACUGCUCGACUUACCAACGAACGACGCGUUCCGAAUCCACUUGAUCAAUACACUGGAAGCUCAGUGCCGCGCUCUCAUUCAAUAUCAAGAGCCCGACGGACUCUGGCGAACACUGAUCGAUCAGCCGUUGAAUGAAGGAUCGUACAUCGAGAGUUCUGCCGCAGCUGGUUUCGCGUUCGGGAUGUUGAAGGCGUUGAGACUGAGGUAUAUUGCUGGGGAUGAGUUUAGAGAGUCGGCGAUGAGGGCGGUCAAGGCUGUGCUAGGCAAGGUCAAUGAGCAAGGAGAAUUGUUGGAUGUGAGUUUUGGGACCGCGAUGGGCCAUACCUUGCAGCACUAUAAGGAUAUUGAUAGGACAAGUAUGCCAUAUGGCCAGGCUAUGGCUAUCAUGGCUCUGGGAGAGUUCUUGCGGGUCUUCAUUUAGGUAUAGUUCGGAAUUGUAGAAAGAGUUAUGGGAGAAAUAAAAAGCCUAUUAAACGAACGCCGACUUCGCUUUGAGUGAAAACAUAAAUUAGAAAAGCAGGUAUUCCAUCCAUAAAGAAUGACUUGACCUAGCGAGGACCGGCCACUGCAAAUUGUGGGACUGUCAUCUGCCUCCAAUUGGAACGAGCCUAAUGUUGCAACAACAAAGAAAAUACAGCAGUGCUACAAUAGAUCUAAAUUGCUGUAUUUGUCUUGCGACAAAUGUCCGAACUUAUGACAACAAGGAGAAAAAGGGACGAAAGAGGUUUGCUUCCCUGGGCUGAGCCGAGGAAUUCACGACUGCUGCGUCAACUCCUCUGCCAGAUUUGGAUGCCCAAGUGACACAAUUUCAGCCUUUGUUGCAUUACCUCAGGUCAAUGGAGAUACUGAAUAAAGAUAUGAUCAAGGUCAUCGAAAGAAC
This is a messenger RNA of Cadophora gregata, 1902 nucleotides long. RefSeq lists its product as uncharacterized. Gene Ontology annotation, biological process: carbohydrate metabolic process. The transcript is spliced from 2 exons. The coding region runs from base 325 to 1443 and encodes 372 amino acids. Lineage: Eukaryota; Fungi; Ascomycota; Leotiomycetes; Helotiales; Ploettnerulaceae. The record is from RefSeq and is a predicted model, not a curated record.